Manacus vitellinus (golden-collared manakin) is the source of this 1187-nucleotide messenger RNA. It is a transcript of the gene ZDHHC21, whose product is annotated as zinc finger DHHC-type containing 21. Gene Ontology annotation, biological process: protein targeting to membrane; peptidyl-L-cysteine S-palmitoylation. Gene Ontology annotation, molecular function: protein-cysteine S-palmitoyltransferase activity. Gene Ontology annotation, cellular component: endoplasmic reticulum; Golgi apparatus. The transcript is spliced from 9 exons. The record is from RefSeq and is a predicted model, not a curated record. NCBI's taxonomy places the organism in Eukaryota, Metazoa, Chordata, Aves, Passeriformes, Pipridae. Bases 19 to 897 code for a protein of 292 amino acids.
AGCUGGGGAGAGAAACCCAUGGCAGGCUUGAGUCUCUCCCCAGAAAAGAUACAGAAGGAGUAUCUUUUCUUCCUGGGUCGUGACACCUGUUUGUGUUCAAUGGGGCAACGAAUUCACUUUGUGGUUGACCCUCAGGGUUGGUGCUGCAUGGGCCUAAUUAUCCUUGUCUGGCUGUACAAUACAGUCUUCAUUCCAAAGGUCAUCCUUUUUCCUCACUAUGAAGAAGGAAAUAUUUCAGUUGUGGCAGUUUUGUGUUAUUACUUCUGCUCAUUAUUUUGUAUAGGUUCAUUACUUAGAGCUUCAGUAGCAGAUCCCGGAAAGCUACCUGAAAAUCCAAAGAUACCAAUUACAGAACGAGAAUAUUGGGAGUUAUGUAACAAAUGCAACAUGAUGAGACCAAAGCGUUCACACCAUUGCAGUCGUUGUGGACAUUGUGUGAGGAGGAUGGAUCACCACUGUCCAUGGAUUAAUAACUGUGUUGGUGAAGACAAUCAUUGGCUGUUUUUACAGCUGUGUUUCUACACUCAGAUCCUUAGUUCCUAUACGCUGAUACUUGAUUUCUGCCAUUACUACUACUUUUUGCCUCUGAAAAAAGAAAACUGGGAUGUUUUUGUAUUUAGACAUGAACUUGCUCUCCUAAGAAUAUCUACCUUCAUGGGUCUAAUAAUAUUAGGUGGAAUAAGUCGACUCUUUUACACUCAGCUAAUGGGUAUUUUCACUGAUACUACAGGUAUAGAAAAAAUGUCAAACUGUUGUGAAGACAUAUCGAGGCCCCGAAAGCCAUGGCAGCAGACCUUCUCAGAAGUUUUUGGCACUCACUGGAAGAUCCUGUGGUUUAUUCCUUUCAGGCAGAGGCAACCACUGCGAGUUCCCUACCACUUUGCCAAUCAUGUCUAAACAGAUGGAUAGUGGGCACAGAUGGGUCCUCCAUGCUGGAAGUGCGUUACAGGUUUUAUGAUAAUAGGACUAUGACAGUCUUCAAGUCAAUUAAAAUCCAGUUGUAGGCAUCACAAUGUGCCCCAGGCAUUAUUUUAGUUGUGGUGUUGAUUCUGUUCUGAGAUUAAUGCAAAUUGAUUGUUUAACUUUAUGCAUAUUUAAUUUCAGAUUAGCUUUCCAAAGAGAUUUCUUUUGGUUUUGAGAUUAAUACCAAAAGCAAAUGACUGAAAUGCACUCUUCCUCUAUUUGUU